Molecule: messenger RNA, 1038 nt
Organism: Haliotis rubra (blacklip abalone)
Lineage: Eukaryota; Metazoa; Mollusca; Gastropoda; Lepetellida; Haliotidae
Product: gamma-butyrobetaine dioxygenase-like
Exons: 11
Coding region: 1-1038 (345 amino acids)
Biological process (GO): carnitine biosynthetic process
Cellular component (GO): mitochondrion
Molecular function (GO): oxidoreductase activity
Source: RefSeq, a predicted model, not a curated record
AUGUCGUAUGCCAGGUUCGCCGGUGCCCGGAUAUUUGGUGUGUCUGUGCUGGAUGGUGGCAAGAACGUGGAGAUACAGUGGAACAAUGGCACCCAUUCAAGGUACCAUAGCAUGUGGUUGAGACAGUCGUGUCACUGCCCAUCUUGUCGCCAGUCCUCAAAUCUGCCCUCAGUCAACUUCCACGAUGUUGAUGUUGAAGCAGUAAUUGUACAUGCAGGGACAGAAGGAGACAAAGUGCUGACAGUGACCUGGAGUGAUGACCCGAAUCAUACUGGCGUUUUUCCUCCGCCCUUCCUGAAGCGCUACUCCUACAGUGACAGAGAUCGGGAGGAAAGGAAAGAAGAGAUGAACAUGGUUUUCAAUACAAGUGCCAAGACAUUUGAUGUGAGAGACACACCUAACCCUGUAAAUGUGGCCUAUAGCGAACAACGUCUACAGUUGCACAUGGAUCAAACACCUUAUGAAUCACCACCUGGAAUCCAGUUUCUUCAUUGCCUCAGAUUUGACAAGGAAGUACAAGGUGGUGACUCCUUCUUUGUUGACGUCUUCCACGUUGCUGAGACGUUGAGAACAACACAUCCCGAGGAAUUUCACAGUCUUGUACGGAUACCUGCAACAUUCGACAAUACUUUUUACACCAGAGAUGCCCAAUUCCAUAUGGUGUACCAAAGACCUCACAUUGCUCUCAACCAUGAUGGAAAGAUUGUUGGUGUGACCUGGCAUCCUGGUAUGAUCGGGCCUUUGAUGACAAAAGAGGAAGACGUGGAAGACUACUACAGAGCCUACAAGUGCAUGGCCACAAUGGUCAACACAUUCCCAUAUCAGUAUAACUGCCGUCUGGAGGAGGGAGACCUAAUCACAUUCAAUAACAGACGUAUUCUUCACGGACGACAUCAUUAUGAUGCAAAAUCGGGCCAUAGGCACUUGCAGGGAUGCUAUGUCAAGAUCGACGAAUUCAAAAGUCAAGUACAGGUUUACACCAACACAGUGGGAGAUGGGAAACUGGCAACAAGGGUUGGCAAUCUCGACUGGCAAUAG